AAAACAACCAGCAGAGGAGGAUUCCUCAACUCCCCAAGUCCCAACAAAGAACAAACCCACACUUCUGAACUCCUACAACAACAACAACAAGAAUCCUUACACUCAGAGAAGGCAGAGGUUUUGGGUUUCUGUGUUUCACAUAUACAACAACAAGAGACAAAGCUGGUAAGGGUUUUUAUUAUUACAGAUUGGGUGGAGCAAGCAAAGCAAGGCAGACUAUAUAGCUAGGAUGAGCAAGUGGCUGGGUUUCUCCCUCAACCCACACCUCCAAAUCCAAGACUAUCAUCAUGAUGGCGGCGACUAUGGUAAUGAUAAUGAUCACAACCAUAGUCAUCACCAUCAUCUGGAACUCCCACUUGCUGCCGCUUUCUCUUCUUCAUCGCCAUCUUCUUCUUCUUCGUCUGCGGAUCACAUGACCAUGAUGCACCACCAUCACAUGCUGCCGUCUCUCCACUCCGCCGCCGCCGCCGAUCUUCCUCCCUUUUCCGUCUUCUCUGCUGUAUCAGGAGGAGGAGAAGGGAUGGCCAGAAAUCCUGAUCAGGAAGCAGACGGCGAGAGUCCUAAGCUUGAAGAUUUCUUUAGCACCACCGCUACAGGGAAUACCACCACCGUCAACAACAUUCCACCGUCACACUCCCUCAUCCACGCUGGUGGCAAUAGCCAAAUCAUCUACCCGGCCACCGCUAAUUACCAUUUCGAUGCCAGCGGCGGCGGUGGUUCUUCGCCGCCACCGUCAACUUCGCUGGCCGGGCUCAAGGCAUGGCUGAGACAGCAGCAGCAGUUUAGCGACGAUCUUCAGCAGCAUACUAAUCAGACUUUGUCUCUGACGAUGAGCCCAAUGAUUAGCUCCCAGAUUAGUCACAGUAAUUACGGUAUUAAUGGUGAUGUGAAUGGGUUAAUGAUGGCGGCCGCUGGUCAGCAGCAGCAACAAAACAACAACAACAAUCUUAUCCUUCACGGGAAGGGUAAUAGUAACGGUGACGGUAAAAGUGGUAAGAGGGGUGGAGGUGGGAAGUAUGUUGAUAGUACUUUUGGGCAAAGGACUUCUCAGUUCCGAGGUGUCACCAGGCAUAGAUGGACUGGGAGAUAUGAGGCGCAUUUGUGGGACAACAGUUGCAGGAAGGAAGGUCAAACUAGGAAAGGAAGGCAAGUUUAUCUUGGUGGUUAUGACAAGGAAGAGAAGGCAGCAAGAGCCUAUGACUUGGCUGCCUUAAAGUAUUGGGGUCCUACUACUCAUAUUAAUUUCCCAUUGAGCAUUUAUGAGAAGGAGCUAGAGGAGAUGAAGCACAUGACUAGGCAAGAAUUUGUUGCUAAUUUGAGAAGGAAAAGCAGUGGUUUCUCAAGAGGAGCGUCAAUGUACAGAGGAGUGACAAGGCACCAUCAACAUGGCCGAUGGCAAGCUAGAAUCGGAAGGGUUGCUGGGAACAAAGACUUGUACCUCGGCACAUUUAGUACCCAAGAGGAAGCGGCCGAGGCAUACGACAUAGCGGCAAUCAAAUUCAGAGGGACGAGCGCCGUCACCAAUUUCGACAUAAGUAGGUACGACGUGAAGAGAAUCUGCUCUAGCUCCACAUUGAUCGCCGGAGAUCUUGCCAAACGUGCUUCUCCUCCUCCUCCGACCACCACCGGUCCACCGUUAAUGGCGUUGGAGGACUACAACUCGAGGAGCUCGUCGGAGGAGUUGCAAGCCGCCGAUGUGGCGGCAUGGAAUCAUCACAACGGAUCGAGUAGUAGUACAUCAUCUGGCCAUCCUUGUCAGCAAAGUGACGUGGCAGCCGCCGCCGCUGAGCUGGCUGCUAAUAAUGGCGCGAGGUGCUUAGAUUUGGCUGAUCAUGAUCAUCAGAACCGUAAUCACCAUCAAGCUCCAAUGUUCACUUUGUGGAAUCAGCAAUGAAAGGUUUAUAAGAACCUUUAGGUCAAAUGGUAGUUAGGGCAAAGGAGGAUAUACGAGGAUGAUAGUGACGAAUUGAUUUGGAAUCAUGUUUUAGCUAGCUCUAUAUAUGAUGAUAUAUAGUGUUUUUUAUUUUUAAGAUUAUAUUAUCGAUGCUUAGGGCUUC
Molecule: messenger RNA, 2057 nt
Organism: Linum tenue
Lineage: Eukaryota; Viridiplantae; Streptophyta; Magnoliopsida; Malpighiales; Linaceae
Source: the annotation of a GenBank genome assembly